AGUCAAUGAUAUCCUUAAAUAAAAUGGGGUGAGGUCAAAUGAAUUUGACAUUAUGCCAGAAUUUUCGUACGGUUUUUCGGUAGUGUUUUGUUCAAAUUUAUUGUAAUAAAUAUUUAAUUAGUUAUGAGCAAUAAUAAUGCUAACGAAAUAAACGCUAGGUUGGAAUUGAACAGCAGCACUAUGAUGGACGGUGUUGCUUCCUGUUCGUAUAAUUCAACAAAUGAAUCUUUACAAAGAUUCCAUCAAAAUUCAUCACCACAUAGUAAAAAAGUAAUUAAGCAUGCAUUACGUCAACAAGCAAAACGUCGACGUAAAAAUACAACUAUAGCUUCUGGUGGUAAUAAUACAAAUAAUGUUUUGCCCCGAAUAAUUGUUAAAACUUUACCCCCAAAACCACCGGAGGAUGAUAUAUCAUCGUUAAUGGUAAUGGACGAUAUAUCAUCACCGACUGCAUCCACUAUGAAAGAGGUGUUAGCAUCAAUACCUGGUUUUAGUAUAAAACCACGAAAACGUUCUAAUAAAAAGUUAUCAACAGCAGCUCAAUUAGAACAAACUAAAGAGGGCUGCAUUGAUUUAGAAACACCUGAUUCUAUUUUAGUAAAUACAAAUAUCCGAGCUUUGCUAAAUAAGCAUACAUUCGCAUCGUUGCCUUCUUUGUAUCAGCAUAAAUUAGUUCAAUUACUUCCUAGUGUUGAUCGACCCAAACAAUCAGAUCAUUCAUCAAAAUUAUCAACAUCUGGUUUAAAUAAUGAAUUCUUUGCACGUGCAUGUCUUGAAUGGCGUGAACGUUUAGCUGAAGGUGAAUUUACACCAGAAAAUCAACAAAAAUUAAAAACCGAAGCGGAAAAAGAAAAAAGUAAAUUAGAUCCAUGGAAAUUAAAACAUUUCGAACCCAUAUGGGGUGAUAAAAGUCAAACAAACGAUCAUAUUAUAGUUCCUAAUGGUCCAACACGACCUGCACUCAAGACCACUAUUAAAUUACGACCGUCUACAUCCAUAUGCAAUAAAGUACAAGUAGCGACAAUUAAACAAUCACCAUUAAAACGACAAAAAUUACGUACUGUUGGAGCUGUCACCAGAGCGAUUACAAGUUAUCGAGAGGAAAAUAACACAACAGAUGAUACAUGCAGUUCGCCCAUUCAUAUACUUCCAGUUAAAUCACCGAAAUUUCAUGCGGAAUCAACAAUACCACGACCCGAAAUUGUUUUAUCAACCGUACAUUCGUCUGAUUCCCGUGAAUCCGAUAUUGAAACAGGAAAGGAAGAAGUUGAUCCCUUACAAUUAACGGAUCCGUUAGUUACAGAAGUGCAAGAUGAAUCAUCAGUGAGUGUAUUAUCAACGAUAAACAAUGAUAAACGUUCUCCGUCAAAUAGUCCUUGUCCUAGUGUUGUUACUUGUGAAAAUAUACCCCCUAUUGAUACCGAUAAAAGACAAUCUUCACCUAUCGAGUAUCCACCACAAUCGUGUAGUCCCCCCGUUAUAUUUACUGAUAUAAAAUGUGAUUCAAUUGAGGAUAAUUCAAAUGAUAAAACUUCAAUUACACCUGAUAUUAAAGACAUUAAAGAAUCUGUUGAUUCAAUCAAUGCAUCUAAAGAUCAUUCAAAUGAAUUUAUUGAAGAGUUUACGGAUAUUUUAAAAGAGAAGAUCAAUGUCGACGAUGAUCGAGAAACGAAAGAUAUUGACUUAAAAAUAGAAGAUCAAGAUAGUAAAGAAUCUUCAUUGUUAAUACAACAACAAUCGGAUAUAAGACCUUAUGAAUAUCACUUCGAGAAUUCACAAGAUACAAACGAGGAACAAUCAACGAUUCAACAAUCAUCAUCGGAUAACACAAUACUAGAUAAAUUAAACUCGAAUUCAAACUCGAAUAAUAAUGUAAAUAUCGAUAUAGAUACGAAUCAGACUGAUAACCAUGACAUUAAUAGUGUAAAACAUGAGGAUAUUGCUGGUACAUCAGGUGCACCAGUACCAGGUGGUGUUGGAGAUGAAGAAGACGAUGACGAUGAGCAUUUAAUGAACAACGUCAUUGAAAGUAUACAAAGUGAAUUAAUACAUAAUCCAAAGUUACCUAGCUCAAUAAUAUUACAACAGGAAUCGAUUAUGAUUGAAAAAAAUGAUGAUGACGAUGAAUGUGUUGAAAGUUUUGGGGAACAAACAUUCGAAAAAUUAGAAGCUUCUGUUAAAGAAUCCGAUUUAGUUACAUUCAAUUCAGUGAAUACAACCAUUGAUGAAAAUGAUGAGGCGAAUGAAGAUCGUUUUAUCGAUGCAGAAAAUUAUGUAUUAGAAUCUGGUGCAAUAUCAUCCACAGAUUUACAAGACACAAAUAAUAAAUUUGAAUCAAGUAGUCAACGUGCAACUAUGGAGAUAGAGAAUACACCAAAAAAUGGGAGUAAUGAACAAUUAGAAGCUGAUAAUGAGGAAAUGCAAGCAGCUUUAUUUGCGGCAGCUGUUGCAAGAGGUGAAGAUUGCUGUUGGGACGACGUAGUUGAUUCAAGUACCGAAAAACUGUUGGCUGAUGUACCAUUACACGCUUUAGAUUCAGUAAACGUACCAGUAUCUAUGGAAGUACGUAACGUUGAUGAAGAAGCUACAAACGAUGUUAAAGUGAUACCAAUGCAAGAAGAACUGGAAGUACGUUUAGAAGAAACAUCAUUUCAAGCGGAUUGGCCGUACGUAUUUAAAAUGGAUCCCGAAAUGAUGUCAGUUGCAUUACAAAAUGGUGGCACAACAUCCACAAGUUCUGAUUCAUCAUCAAAUGGACGUAAUAAUUUUAUAACGAAUAUUGAUGGUAAACCAGAAUAUAUCGAUUAUAAACCUUCUGGUAACCAAGUGAAAUUAGAAUUGGAAGUAACGCUAACACCAGAAACAGUAUGUUCAGAGAGUUUAGUGACAAGUACUUUGAAUUCAUCUUCUACAUCCACAUCAUCACAAUCUGUAAAUAAAAACACAGUUGCAACGGUCAUACCUCCAACAACAAUUGUAUGUCUUCCAUCAGUGGUCGCAACAUCAGCAUCAAAUUUUCAAAUGACACAAAUACCAACGACAAAUAUGCAAAGCAUAUCACGAACAACUGCAAUGGUACCAAGUUCUAGUGCAGCUGUACCAUAUUUAACAUUAAGCACUAGUCAACCAAUACGUGCAGUGCCUCAACACAAAACAAAAAGUAAACAAUCAAGUCAAUCCAGUACUGGAAAUGGUGGUAGCUCAAAUCGUAAUCGAAAUGCAUCAAAUAAACCACCACCAGGUGCUGUGAAUCUUGAACGUAGCUAUCAAAUAUGUCAAGCCGUUAUACAAAAUAGUCCGAAUCGUGAUCAAUUACGAUGUCAAUUGAAACCGCCACCAUCAUUGCUAGCGUCUCAACAAUCAAACAAUCAGACGAAUAAUAAAAAAUCAGCAACACAAUACAGUGCUGUAUCAUCGUCACGCAAUUCAAACAAAAUGUUUAAUACACCACAUCAUUUAGGUGGAGCAUCUGGUGCUGCUCCAGGUGGUAAUGUGAAAUCACCUAUAAUGAUAACAAAUCAAAGUGGUAAAGUGUUAAAUAAUGCAAAUAGAGUACGUCAACAAUCACCACCGGUUGUUGUUCGACAUGUGUUUACAUCAAAUCAAGGAAUUCCAGUUACAAUGGCCGUUUUACCUCAAUCGCAAUCAACAGAUAUUGUUGAAAAUUCAGCAUCGGGUCCUUUGGGUCAAUAUAUUUUAGUACAACGUGCUGAUAUAAAUGACACACAAAAUACAACAGCUCCACGUGCAUCAAGUGCUCCACCACAACAGUUGGCAGCAACAAAUUUAAAUGGUUUAACUGCACAAGGACAACAAGUGAUUGGUACUGCAUGUAAUCGUGUUCGUCCAGCCAGUGUUGACAUGGAACAACAUCGUCCACAACAAUUAAUGUUAUAUGGUACAACGCAGCACACGCAACAAUCAUCAGGUCCACAUCCUGGUACUCAGGCAAUUACAAAACGUGAUAAAAUCUAUACGGGCGACAUAAAUAUUGACAAUUAUGCAAUUGUUGGUGAUACAAUAAUGACAGCAACACCAUCCAAUCAAAUUGCAAUACAAAAACAGAAUAUACGUCAAAAUAAUACGACUACUACGAUGAUUGUAUCAACGCGUAACGUUAACGAUACAUCAUCUUCAUCUUGUGCAUGUAAUUUAAAAGCGAUGAUAGUGUGUAAGAAUUGUGGUGCAUUUUGUCAUGAUGACUGUAUUGGACCAUCAAAGCUUUGUGUUACGUGUCUCAUCCGAUAA
Molecule: messenger RNA, 4248 nt
Organism: Chrysoperla carnea
Lineage: Eukaryota; Metazoa; Arthropoda; Insecta; Neuroptera; Chrysopidae
Gene: Asx
Product: polycomb protein Asx
Exons: 4
Coding region: 124-4248 (1374 amino acids)
Biological process (GO): positive regulation of transcription by RNA polymerase II; animal organ morphogenesis
Cellular component (GO): PR-DUB complex
Molecular function (GO): DNA binding; chromatin binding
Source: RefSeq, a predicted model, not a curated record